This is a messenger RNA of Amoebophrya sp. A120, 355 nucleotides long. The record is from the annotation of a GenBank genome assembly. NCBI's taxonomy places the organism in Eukaryota, Dinophyceae, Syndiniales, Amoebophryaceae.
CGGGAAACGACAGGACGAGGCGGGGGCAAUGUCAUCAUCUCUUCAGGAGAACAAGAUGCUGCGCGUCGUGCUGCAUCAAUUCCACCUGGUAGCAACAUCAUCGAAGGAGUGGAGGCCGCGAUUGCGACUGAUGAUCGCCUUGCUGUUUCUUCGGGCUCUACCGCAGCGGCCGCUCCGGCAGAGGAAGAGGAGCCCACCAGGUUGCCAGCCGCUUCCUCGCCAGCGUCCACCGACGUCGUGGGCUCGAAGUCGGAGGUUUCGUUGGGAGGUUCUUCGUCGUCCAAAGGUGACACGGCAAGAAUGCCGGGACCAGCACAGAGUUGUUCCUCGGAAUGUAGUCCGGUCGGAGCCGUGA